Molecule: messenger RNA, 2728 nt
Organism: Perognathus longimembris pacificus (Pacific pocket mouse)
Lineage: Eukaryota; Metazoa; Chordata; Mammalia; Rodentia; Heteromyidae
Gene: Prkcd
Product: protein kinase C delta
Exons: 18
Coding region: 242-2269 (675 amino acids)
Biological process (GO): protein phosphorylation
Molecular function (GO): ATP binding; diacylglycerol-dependent serine/threonine kinase activity
Source: RefSeq, a predicted model, not a curated record
CCGCGUACAGUGGCGCCGGAGUGAGAGUCGGCGGCCGCCGGGACUCCCCGGACGACCCCCAGCAGCUGCCCUCCGUGGUGAGACCCGGGCCGGUCCCACCGGCGCCGAGCCCGUCCCAGUGAGGCCCGCACGGCUCCACGUCCGCGUGCGCGCCGCGGGGAGCCCCUCGGGAGCCGUACCCGGGUCUGCCGGGACCACUGGCGCCCGGCCUUGCCUCGGGAGCCCAACUGCAGGCCUCAUCAUGGCACCAUUCCUACGUAUCUCCUUCAAUGCCUAUGAGCUGGGCUCCCUGCAGAUUGAGGACGAGGCAAGCCAGCCUUUCUGUGCUGUGAAGAUGAAGGAGGCACUCAGCACAGAGCGAGGGAAAACCCUGGUACAGAAGAAGCCCACCAUGUAUCCUGAGUGGAAGUCAACAUUUGAUGCCCACAUCUAUGAAGGCCGUGUCAUCCAGAUUGUGCUGAUGCGGGCAGCUGAGGACCCAGUGUCGGAGGUGACUGUGGGCGUGUCAGUGCUGGCUGAACGCUGCAAGAAGAACAACGGCAGGGCUGAGUUCUGGCUGGACCUGCAGCCCCAAGCCAAGGUGCUGAUGUCUGUGCAGUACUUCCUGGAGGACGGGGAUUGCAAACAGUCUAUGCGUAGUGAGGAAGAGGCCAAGUUGCCUACCAUGAACCGCCGUGGAGCCAUCAAACAGGCCAAAAUCCACUAUAUUAAGAACCAUGAGUUUAUCGCUACCUUCUUUGGGCAGCCUACCUUCUGUUCUGUGUGCAAAGAGUUUGUCUGGGGCCUCAACAAACAAGGCUACAAGUGCAGGCAAUGCAACGCUGCCAUCCACAAGAAAUGCAUCGACAAGAUCAUCGGCCGGUGCACCGGCACUGCGGCCAACAGCCGGGACACCAUUUUCCAGAAAGAACGCUUCAACAUUGACAUGCCACACCGGUUCAAGGUUUACAACUAUAUGAGCCCUACUUUCUGUGACCACUGUGGCAGCCUGCUCUGGGGGUUGGUGAAGCAGGGGUUAAAGUGUGAAGACUGUGGCAUGAAUGUACACCACAAAUGUCGGGAGAAAGUGGCCAACCUCUGUGGCAUCAACCAGAAGCUCCUGGCCGAAGCCUUGAAUCAAGUCUCCCAGAGAUCCUCCCGGAAGCUGGAUUCAGAGCAUGUUGGAAUAUAUCAAGGUUUCCAGAAGAAACCAGGACUCUCUGAGGAUGAUACCCCAGGUGAAAAUAACAAUGGGACCUAUGGCAAGAUCUGGGAGGGCAGCACCAAGUGCAGCAUCGAGAACUUUACCUUCCACAAGGUCCUGGGCAAAGGCAGCUUUGGCAAGGUGCUCCUUGCAGAAUUGAAGGGCAAAGGACAGUACUAUGCUAUCAAGUACCUCAAAAAAGAUGUGGUGCUGAUUGAUGACGACGUGGAAUGCACCAUGGUGGAGAAGCGGGUGCUGGCGCUCGCCUGGGAGAAUCCCUUUCUCACCCAUCUCAUUUGCACCUUCCAGACUAAGGACCACCUGUUCUUUGUGAUGGAGUUCCUCAAUGGGGGGGACCUGAUGUACCACAUCCAAGACAGAGGCCGCUUCGACCUCUACCGUGCCACGUUUUAUGCAGCUGAGAUCAUCUGUGGGUUGCAGUUUCUACACAGCAAAGGGAUCAUUUACAGAGACCUCAAGCUGGAUAAUGUGAUGCUGGACAAAGAUGGCCACAUCAAGAUCGCUGACUUUGGGAUGUGCAAAGAGAAUAUAUUUGGGGAGAACCAAGCCAGCACCUUCUGUGGCACUCCUGACUACAUUGCCCCUGAGAUCUUGCAGGGCCUGAAAUAUACGUUCUCUGUGGACUGGUGGUCCUUCGGGGUCCUCCUCUACGAGAUGCUCAUCGGUCAGUCCCCCUUCCAUGGAGACGAUGAGGACGAACUCUUUGAGUCUAUUCGUGUGGACACUCCCUAUUAUCCCCGCUGGAUCACCAAGGAGUCCAAGGACAUCAUGGAGAAGCUGUUUGAAAGGGACCCAGUCAAGAGGCUGGGGAUGACAGGAAAUAUCAAAAUGCACCCCUUCUUUAAGACCAUCAAUUGGACUCUGCUGGAGAAACGGAAAGUGGAGCCACCCUUCAGGCCCAAAGUGAAGUCUCUGGGCGAUUAUAGCAACUUUGACCAGGAGUUCCUGAAUGAGAAGCCACGCCUCUCCUAUAGCGACAAGAACCUCAUUGACUCCAUGGACCAGACCGCGUUUGCCGGCUUCUCCUUCAUGAAUCCGGCAUUUGAGCAGGCCCUGGACAAGUGAGCCUCCCAGACAUGGCUCCCAAGCCUCCAGGCAGAGCAAGCUGCCCACUCCCAUUGCACCCAGCACUGCCCACAAGAAGCAGCAGGGUGAUCGUUGUGACUUCUGCUGCUGUCCUCUAGUCCCCAGAGAGCUUGGCUCCUGCUGACUGGGCUCAUGGUACUUCCUCUGUGAACUGUGUGUGAGAAUUUGUGUUCCCUCUUUCCCUCAGUGGGAAACUGUAAAUCCUGUGUGUCAUUACUUGAAUGUAGUUAUCUAUUGAAAAUAUAUAUGUAUUAUAUAUGGACAUAUAUAUAAUAGGCUGUAUAUAUUGCUCAGUAGAGACAAAGCAUGUAGACGCUGGUGAUGUGUUCUUUUUAAAAAGGUAUAUGUACAUACAUGAUGAAAUGGAAAAAGCAUGCUGUUUGAACCACCAGGUUCUUUUACUUGUGUGUCCAAAUAAAAACUGAAUGGUAUCAACCU